Messenger RNA from Aspergillus novofumigatus IBT 16806, 1262 nucleotides. Its product is annotated as oxidoreductase, short chain dehydrogenase/reductase family. Gene Ontology annotation, cellular component: intracellular anatomical structure. Gene Ontology annotation, molecular function: oxidoreductase activity, acting on NAD(P)H, oxygen as acceptor. The coding region runs from base 321 to 1184 and encodes 287 amino acids. The transcript has 4 exons. The record is from RefSeq and is a predicted model, not a curated record. NCBI's taxonomy places the organism in Eukaryota, Fungi, Ascomycota, Eurotiomycetes, Eurotiales, Aspergillaceae.
UGAUCUCACAGUUUACAUGAAAUAAGUCAUGGACUGGUCGUGCAUCAACUUCCAAGAUAGAGAUUUGGCCCAGAUAGGCGCAUCUGACCUUAUGCAAACGUCAUACUAUCCAACAGUCAAGCCUCAGCCUUGGUCGAUGGAAACGUGCCCUGAUUUUCACCCGUGGUCCACAGGAUCUUGAUCUUAUCUAUUGCAUAAUCUCAAGAUGGGUAGUGCUAGAUAUAAAGGACUAGCUGGCAUUCAUUCAGAAGCUUAUUCAGAAGCUUCGAGCGACCGGUGACUCCAGAAACUUCAUACUCUUAACGAUAGACACGCACAGAAUGGCUUCAAUACGCUUACUCAAUUCGCUACCAGCGUCCAUCACCCGAUCUGGACGACUUUCCAAAGUCGCCGCUCCAAUUACGGCAUAUCGAACGUUCUCCUCGUCCACGCUGCGCUUAGAUCCGGAAGCUUUCAAGAAUGACAACCCUGCUGCGGCUUCGACAGAAAAGGCCUAUCCCAAUUUCAGACUGGGGCUUACCAUAGCGGAAGCCAUGGUACAAGCGGGCGCACAAGUGCACUGCUUCGAUCGAUUAGACACUCCUCACCCCGAUUUCGCAUUAUCGCAAGAAGCGUCCAACAACCUGGAGGGGUCAAUACAUUACCACCACGUCGACGUGCGAGACAGAGAACACCUGAACAAGACGAUCAGUAAGAUCACCAGAGAACACGGGCAGAUCGAUGGACUGGUAGCAGCCGCGGGCAUUCAGCGUGUCAAAGACGCGGUAGACCACACUCCCCAAGAUGUCGCGGACUUGAUGGACGUCAACUUCACGGGCGUCUUCAUGUCUGCCAACGCCGUCGCGCAGCAGAUGAUGCAGACCGAGCGGCCGGGAUCCAUUGUGCUCGUGGCCAGUAUGUCAGGAAUGAUUGCUAACAAGGGUCUGACCUGUCCUGCAUACAACGCCUCCAAGGCAGCAGUCAUUCAGCUCACGCGGAAUCUGGCGAUGGAAUGGGGAAAGCAUGGAAUCCGAAACUUCGAGGAGGUUCCCGGCUUGAAAGAAACAUGGGAGAAGGAGAAUAUGCUAGGCCGACUGGCGGUUCCUGAAGAGUUCACAGGCGCCACUAUCUUCAUGCUCUCACCCGCAAGCAGUUUCAUGACGGGAAGCUGUCUUGUCGUUGACGGUGGACAUACAGCUUGGUAAAGGACCGUGUAAUUAUAUUUGAUGAGUUAGAUACUGUAUGAUAUGAUAUCCUGCGAGCAAUAAUAUAGCAUCUUGUCU